Stylophora pistillata is the source of this 1440-nucleotide messenger RNA. RefSeq lists its product as uncharacterized. Gene Ontology annotation, molecular function: calcium ion binding. NCBI's taxonomy places the organism in Eukaryota, Metazoa, Cnidaria, Anthozoa, Scleractinia, Pocilloporidae. The record is from RefSeq and is a predicted model, not a curated record.
UAUUAUGUUCACAAGAGCAUUGUAAAAAGUUUACAUAGUGACGGAAGCAAUAAAAACGUUCGAGUCCGAAAUUGUUCGCGUAUUUUUCAGCUUUGUUGCACUCAUCAUUCUCCUUUAGCCACACUUCGUAAUCCUUUCUACGCCAAGAGGUCAUCUGUGUGUGACAGAAUCCAGUGCGCCAAUGGUUUUGUUUGUAAUCCUUCUGUCCCAAGACGACCUUGUGAAGAUAUAGAUGAAUGUUUACUGUCUCCUCCCAAAUGUAAACCAGAUGAAACAUGUGAGAACUACAUAGGAACAUACAGGUGUCGUCGAGAUCCUUGUAUAGGUGUAGAUUGUGGUGAAGGGCGGAAAUGUCAGCCAUCUGGCAGGUCGUAUAGUUGUGCGGAUAUUGACGAGUGUGCUACAUUGCCAAGAAAGUGCACGGGAGAUCAGGAGGUUUGUGAGAAUUACUAUGGAGGUUACAGAUGCAAAUGCCGAGAUCGAUUUCAGAAAAAUGACCAGUCAGGAAAAUGCGAACGUAUGAAUUCUUGUUCGUCAGUUAGAUGUCCCAGUGGAUACAAAUGUGUGGUUAUUGAUGAAAGCAGUUAUUCAUGUCGAGACAUAGAUGAAUGCAGAGAGUCGUCGCCUGUUUGUCUGCCAGGACAAAGAUGUGUUAAUUACCCUGGCACCCAUUACUGCUCGUGUCGCAACGGGUAUCGACUGAACAGUUCCGCCAAGAGAUGUGAAGAUAUCGAUGAAUGCGCUGAGAGGCGGUCUGGCUGCAGGCAAAUCUGCCAGAAUACGCCAGGAUCAUUUGUAUGUAGCUGUAGGAACGGCUUCAGGAUGGCGUCCGAUAGACGAUCGUGCCGAGAUGUAAACGAGUGUCUAAAUUCUCCAUGUUCCAGUAAAGCUACAUGUAGGAAUACUUUUGGUUCUUUUGUUUGCCAGUGCAAACAAGGAUACGAGCUGCUUCCCGAUGGACUGACAUGUAGAGACAGAAACGAAUGCGACAGCGUCACUUGUCCCCACAGAUGCGUAAACACAGGAGGAGGGUACUAUUGUAUCUGUCCAAGUGGUUACAGUAACCAGUCUCGCUAUUACUGCUCAGAUAAAGAUGAAUGCAAAUCUGGUAUAGCUAAGUGUAAAGACAAUGAAUUUUGUUUCAACACUUACGGCUUUUACCAGUGUAUUCCAAAAUUAUCCUGUUCUUCAGACUACGUUAAGGUCAAUGACAAGCGAUGUGAGCGAUCCUGCAACAGUGGUGACCGAGCCUGUUUGAAUCAAAAAGUCCAGAAGAAGGACCUGUGGACUCACCGCAUGCGAAACAACGAAACUUCAUCAACAAUCUUCAACUAUCGCAUUUACACCUAUGGUAAGGACUCGUGGCCUUUAGGAAAACAUGGGAAUAGAGCACAGAAUGGUGUCGUCAGCACUAGGCUUAGAUAGGGAACCAGGCCUAGG